Messenger RNA from Hyaloscypha bicolor E, 1221 nucleotides. Its product is annotated as fructosyl amine:oxygen oxidoreductase-like protein. The record is from RefSeq and is a predicted model, not a curated record. Bases 1 to 1221 code for a protein of 406 amino acids. Gene Ontology annotation, molecular function: saccharopine oxidase activity; flavin adenine dinucleotide binding; sarcosine oxidase activity. Lineage: Eukaryota; Fungi; Ascomycota; Leotiomycetes; Helotiales; Hyaloscyphaceae. The transcript is spliced from 4 exons.
AUGGCGACAUCUACCUCUCCGAACUAUCAUUCUUCAAUAUUGAUUGUCGGGGCAGGAACAUGGGGUUGCUCGACAGCGUUGCAUCUAGCCAGACGAGGCCACAGGGAUAUCACCGUCCUUGAUGCAUAUGAUCUUCCAUCGCCAAUAUCAGCCGGCAACGACAUCAACAAAAUCGUUGAGCAAGGUUCCUUUGAUUCCAACCCGGACGACGACAGUGCCUUUGUGUCCCAACAACUCCUUCACCUCGCGAGUCAAGGCUGGACAUCCGACCCCGUCUUCAUGCCCUACUACCACGACACGGGCUACAUAAUCUGUGCUCACACUCCCGACGGCCUCGAACAACUUAUUAAACGCGAAAUGCUUGACCAACAAGCAGAUAUUGAGUGGCUGGAAACACCAGAAGCGUUCCGCGCCGCCAUGCCAAAAGGAGUCCUCACUGGUGAUUUCCCCGGCUGGAAAGGAGGCUUCAAACGCACGGGAGCCGGAUGGGUCUUCGCACGAGGUGCUCUAAGCGCUGCAUUCAUAGAAGCAGAACGCCUGGGAGUGAAGUUUAUUACCGCAGACGGCACAACUCACUUGGCGGAGACCACGAUCCUCGCAGCCGGGGCCCAAGCUUCUGCUCUCCUGGACAUGAAAGACCAGCUCCGACCUACAGCCUGGACACUGUCACACAUCAAAAUGACUGCAGAAGAAUGCGAGCUUUACACGAACCUCCCGGUGCUCUUUAAUAUCGAGUCUGGAUUCUUCAUGGAGCCUGACGCGGAAAACCACGAGCUGAAAAUAUGUGACGAGCAUCCUGGAUACUGCAACUGGGUCACGACUCCAUCUGGCACCAAGUCCAGCGUCCCGUUUGCGAAACACCAGGUUCCUCUCGAAGCGGAGACUCGUGUCAGAGAUUUCUUGCGAGAUACGAUGCCUCAGCUUUCAGAGAGGCCGUUCUCUUUCGCGAGGAUUUGCUGGUGUGCAGAUACACCGGAUCGCAACUUUCUUAUUGAUAGGCAUCCCGAGUUUAAGAGUUUGGUGUUGGCUGUUGGAGGAAGUGGCCAUGGCUUCAUGCAUAUCACCAGUGUUGGGGGGUAUGUUGCUGAUGUUUUGGAGGGGAAGAUGCCCGAGACCGCUAUUGGGAGGAAUUGGAGUGAUGUCCAGGGUCGACGAGGGGGGCCGAAUCGAGUCAUGGAUUUCCAGGAGGUGAAAGAAUGGACGAGGAUUGAAGAGAGGUAG